CUGAAACAUUUCCAUUGAAUCUAUGGAGUCCUUCCUUUUAUAUUAGAGAAGUAUAAAGUGGAUUCAUAUAAUUAAAACCCAUUAGCUCUUCGUAUCUACAAUCUCAUUAUCUUCUACUUAGCAAAUCAGAGAAGAAAAUCAUGGGUUUUGGGAAGGAUGAUCUUGAUUUGGUGUUGGUCCCAAGUGGAUUGCUGAUCAUGUUUGUUUACCACAUCAAUCUUCUCUACAGAUAUCUUCAUCUCCCUCACACCACAGUCAUUGGCUUUGAAAACAAUGACAAAAGAGCUUGGGUUGAAAGAGUUAUGCAGGCUGAAAGAAGAGAUGUUGGAAUAGUACUUAAUGUGAUUUCAUCAAACACAUCAGCAGCAACAUUUUUGUGUUCUAUCUCCCUAACUCUUAGUUCCCUUAUUGGAGCUUGGCUUGGAAGCAGCACAAAUGGGGUCUUUCAGAGUGAAUUAGUCUACGGCAACACGAAUCCAUCAACAAUUACCAUCAAGUACAUAACCCUCUUAACUUGCUUCCUUCUCGCAUUCGCUUGCUUUGUUCAAUCAGCAAGGCACUUUGUUCAUGCCAACUACCUAAUAAGCACACCAGACAGUAACAUUCCAGCCUGGUAUGUAGAGAUGGCAGUCAUAAGGGGUGGUGAUUUUUGGUCACUUGGGCUAAGAGCUUUGUACUUUGCUCUUACCUUGCUUCUAUGGUUUUUUGGUCCAAUUCCAAUGUUUGUCUCCUCCAUUGUUCUGGUCAUGGUCCUCCAUUACCUUGACACAAACACCAGGCCAAUGUUUCAGCAUCAGUUUAGAGGAAAGGAGAUGGUGAAGAAGGUUGAGGAGAGAAUUUCAGAGGUAGCUGUGACCUCACGGCACCAUCACAGAGAAAAGGUUGAAACUUUGGUGUAAUUUUAAAUUUGUUAAAAAAACCCAAUUUUUGUUUGUAAAUGCAAAGUUCCAUAUGCUUCUUUAUUUGGAGUUGGUGGGGAUUAGGUACCUAUGUAUUGCCAGGAAGACAAACUAGAGAUGUAAUAUGAGUCUUGCAAGCCUAAACUUAGAAGAUCAUCAAAUCAUUCUUCUCUUAUAUGGUCCAAA
Rosa chinensis is the source of this 1085-nucleotide messenger RNA. RefSeq lists its product as uncharacterized. The coding region runs from base 141 to 899 and encodes 252 amino acids. The record is from RefSeq and is a predicted model, not a curated record. The transcript has 2 exons. Lineage: Eukaryota; Viridiplantae; Streptophyta; Magnoliopsida; Rosales; Rosaceae.